UUUUCACCUCUUCUUUACUGAUAAAGAAUUUUUUUAAAAAAAAUUUUUCUUCUUAACUCGUGAAUACCACAUUUGCGAACGUUCUUUAAGCUUCCUGACAGGAUCCCCUUGAACACGUGAAAAAUUCAAAGAUGUCAAAGGGAGACGUUCGCACAAAAAAAUUUGAAUAUUUCAAUAAGCUUAAGACCUUGUUAGAAGAGUACCCUUCCAUAUUUAUUGUGAAUGUUGAUAAUGUCGGGUCCAAUCAAAUGCAUCAAAUUCGUCACACUCUUCGCCGCAAAGCUGUUGUAUUAAUGGGAAAGAAUACAAUGGUUAGAAGAGCCCUUAAAGGUCUUAUCCCUGAAAACGCCCAAUAUGAGAAACUUUUACCACAUGUAAAAGGUAACGUUGGGUUUGUUUUCACUAAUGGUGAUUUGAAAGAAACUCGGGAUGUUAUUUUGUCCAACAGGGUUAAAGCUCCUGCUAAGGCUGGAGCUAUUGCUCCUAUCGACGUAUUUGUGCCAGCGGGUAAUACUGGCAUGGAACCGGGAAAGACCUCUUUUUUUCAGGCUCUUGGUGUUCCAACCAAAAUUGCUCGUGGUACAAUUGAAAUCAUUAAUCAAGUACAUUUGGUAAAAAAAGAAACAAAAGUUGGUGCAUCUGAAGCUACUUUACUUAAUAUGUUAAACAUCUCUCCAUUUACUUAUGGGAUGACUGUUACUCAAAUUUUUGAUAAUGGCACUACAUUUCAUCCUUCUGUUCUUGAUAUUGAAGAAGAUACCCUAAUUAGUCAUUUAUUGACUGGAAUUAGAAGAAUUGCUGCUCUUUCUUUACAACUCCAUUACCCUACACUAGCUUCUAUUCCUCAUUCACUUAUCAAUGGAUUUAAGAAUCUUUUAGCCAUAUCUGUUGCUACUGAAUAUACUUUCCCUGCUUCCGAAAAGAUUAAAGCUUAUCUUGCAGAUCCAAGUGCUUUUGCGGCUGCCGCUCCUGCUGCUGCUGCUGCUGCUGAUGAAACUAAAGAGUCUGCACCAGUUAAGGAAGAAGAACCUGAUGAAGAAACCGAUGAAGAUAUGGGAUUAGAUCUUUUCGGUUAAAAGCAAAAUUUUUUGCAAAUGUUGUCUUGGAUUACUUUUAGGGAUAUAAUCCGUCACUAUUAUGUAACUUAGAAUAUCAGGAUCUUGAGAGAUAACACGAUAACGUGAAUAUUAUUAGAUUUUGUAAUCAUAAAUUCAACUACUUUUUAUAACCUUUUCAAAAUAAAAUAUUAUCUGAAACAUUGCACUUUAAAAAAUUUAUUACAAU
Messenger RNA from Rhizophagus irregularis DAOM 181602=DAOM 197198, 1284 nucleotides. Its product is annotated as 60S ribosomal protein uL10. The record is from RefSeq and is a predicted model, not a curated record. Gene Ontology annotation, cellular component: cytosolic large ribosomal subunit. NCBI's taxonomy places the organism in Eukaryota, Fungi, Glomeromycota, Glomeromycetes, Glomerales, Glomeraceae. Gene Ontology annotation, biological process: ribosomal large subunit assembly; cytoplasmic translation; ribosome biogenesis. Gene Ontology annotation, molecular function: large ribosomal subunit rRNA binding; structural constituent of ribosome.